AUGGCACCUGAUUUAUCGGGAGGAUUAGUAAACUCGGCCGCUAGUGCGAAGAGCAAGAACGCGAUGAAAAAAGGUCCAUGGACGACUUCCGAGGACAUGAUCCUCGUCGAGUACGUGAAGAAACACGGCGAAGGCAAUUGGAACGCGGUCCAAAGGAACUCGGGCCUCAUGAGGUGUGGCAAGAGCUGCCGGCUCAGGUGGGCCAACCACCUGAGGCCCAAUCUCAAGAAAGGCGCCUUCACUCCCGAGGAGGAGAAGCUUAUUGUCGAGCUUCAUGCGAAGAUCGGCAACAAGUGGGCCCGCAUGGCUGCUCAGCUCCCCGGAAGAACCGAUAACGAGAUCAAGAACUACUGGAACACGCGGCUCAAGCGACGCCAACGCGCCGGAUUACCUAUUUACCCUCACCGAGUUGUGCAAAAACCAUCGUCCCCUUCUUUAUCAUCUCAUCUACCCGUAAUUAAUCCGAACCCUCCAUUCUAUCACGACACGUAUAAUUCCCAACCGUUGUUUAAACCUGCAAAUAACGAGCUCGGUUUUUACGGUGGCAACACGGGCUUGGCCCUCUCGUUGACCGCCUCGAAUUCUUCUUUUCCGACGAGCCCGUUUUUCAAUCAAGGCCUUUCGGAUCCCCUGCCCGUGCCCUGUUUGGUUCCGUACAACAAUGACCGUGAUUUUGGUAAUUAUGAUGGGAUUGACACGGGGCGGGAUAUGAUGGGAUUAGGGCUGCCUUCAAUCCAAUCGCCGGUGAUAACUCCGGCAGCUUCGUCCAGCGACUUCGUGGUGGGGUCCACCUCGAACGACGAGGGGUUCGAGGCGGGCUGUCGAAGGAGCGGUUUGUUGGAGGAUUUGUUAGGGGAGUCGCGUGCUUUGGCGGGUUGUACCGAAAAAACCGAGGACCUUCUUGUUGGGAGUGCAACUGUGCUUGGGGAGGAAGGUGGUUUUGUUGGUUUUGGGCAUGGAAGUGGAACUUCUGAUAAUAGCUAUGAGGGUCGAAACUCCAAGGCUCCAGAAGAGGGAAAUAAUGCGAUGGACGAUGAAUUAUUAAACCUUCUCGAUAACUUCCCGCUAUCUGUUCCAAUCCCUGACUGGGACGACGCGCGUAGCAGUGGAUCUCCAAUGUUGACCGAUGGUACAACCGACUUGAUCAUAGAAAGUCAACACAAUGCCGCAAGGUACAACCCAGUUACAGCCUCGACAGGAAUAGCAAAUCAAGAUUGGAACUUUGGCUCGUGCCUCUGGAAUAACAUGCCCAGUAUUUACUAG
Molecule: messenger RNA, 1263 nt
Organism: Striga hermonthica
Lineage: Eukaryota; Viridiplantae; Streptophyta; Magnoliopsida; Lamiales; Orobanchaceae
Source: the annotation of a GenBank genome assembly